AAAAUUGAAACAUGUCUACCAUACUGUACUCCUCUCGGGGUCAUUUCUUCAAGCACCUUUCAUCCACCACGACUCUUUGUGCCACCUUCUUCUCCGGCCGCCGUAUUUGCCGACCCCAAACACAUUCCUGGUUUACAUCUUUCACUUAUACCCCUCAUCUAACUAGAAAACACCAGGGCAGGUUCAUUACAACUGGCGCAGAACUGUCAACGCCAUCAUCCUCCACUGCACCACUGCUUCCUUCAAAAGUUUCGGGUGGAGACUCACUCACUUCAUCUUACCUCUCUGUCAGCAUCCGCUGCGAGAAGGAUGUUUCUGAUAUGCUUUCAGAGGCUCUUCUGUGCUAUGGAGCCAGUUCAACAACAGUGGAUGAAAGUGAGGAUGGAAAUGAGGUUCGCUUGGAGUCUAUAUUUUAUGUUAGUCAUGAUGUGAAGCAGUGCAUUUCUCUAGCUUCCAAUUCCAUUGGUUUGGAAAAGAUUCCUACCUAUCAAGUUGUGGUGCACAACCAAUCUGAUUGGAUUAAAGCAGUUCAGGACUCUUUUCAGCCAGUGAAAGUUAUGGAGAGACUUUGGAUUGUACCUGAGUGGGUACCUGUUCCGGAUCCUCGAGCAACAAAUAUUAUUCUAAAUCCCGGUUUGGCAUUUGGGACUGGAGAACACAGUACAACUAAAUUGUGUCUCUUCUUGCUGCAUGAUAUAAUAAAAGGAGGAGAGGCCUUCUUGGAUUUUGGAACAGGCUCAGGCAUCCUUGCUAUUGCUGCAAUCAAGUUUGGUGCUGCACUUUCAGUGGGUUUUGACACAGAUGCCGAAGCAAUUACUGCAGCUCAACAUAAUGCUUCUCUGAACGGUAUUGGACAUACGAAAAUCCUGGUCCAACUUGUUCCUAAAUCUAACAGCCUGCAAAUUGAUACUAGAUUGAGCGCAGAAAUGAGCACACAGGAUAUGAAUAAUAAAGAUGUGUUCUAUGAGAAAAAUAAAUAUGAUGUGGUUAUUGCGAAUAUACUGUUAAAUCCUCUUAUUGAGUUAGCAAACCAAAUUGUCUCCUAUGCCAAGCGUGGAGCAGUUGUAGGAUUAUCUGGGAUCCUUUCAGAGCAGAUCCCAUGCAUCCUAGAAUGUUAUUCAGAAUUACUUGAAGACAUGAGGGUCUCCAAUAUGGAUGGCUGGGCAUGCAUACAUGGAUUCAAGAAAUAAAACAGCUGAAGUCUUUGGUCUGCGACUAAUUUAUUAGGCACGAUGUAUUUGGAGUGAAAGACCCUUAUAGUCUGAUACGGACUAAGAAAAAUUGUUUGGUAGAAAGAUACUUAUAUGCUACAUCCAGCCCUAAACUUGGGUGAAACCACUGAAUAGGUUAAAUUUACUGAAUUAUGAGAAAAAUAUAGUACUAGUAGUAUUUUAUUAAUAAAGUAAAGAAAAAAAGUAGCUGAAAAA
Molecule: messenger RNA, 1427 nt
Organism: Cuscuta europaea
Lineage: Eukaryota; Viridiplantae; Streptophyta; Magnoliopsida; Solanales; Convolvulaceae
Source: the annotation of a GenBank genome assembly